Messenger RNA from Synchiropus splendidus (mandarinfish), 778 nucleotides. It is a transcript of the gene dynlt1b, whose product is annotated as dynein light chain Tctex-type 1b. Gene Ontology annotation, cellular component: cytoplasm; cytoplasmic dynein complex. Bases 399 to 743 code for a protein of 114 amino acids. The transcript has 5 exons. Lineage: Eukaryota; Metazoa; Chordata; Actinopteri; Syngnathiformes; Callionymidae. Gene Ontology annotation, biological process: microtubule-based movement. The record is from RefSeq and is a predicted model, not a curated record. Gene Ontology annotation, molecular function: dynein intermediate chain binding.
UAGAGACGCAGUCGAGCUGCCGAACGGUUAAUUGAUGUUCACAAAGAUGGGGGAUGGGCGUCGGAUCUCACGGCACAUACGAACCUUGCAUUAAAAUAAGCUCACAAAAAAACAGUUUUGCUCUGAAGACUGCCUCAUUUCGUUUUGAAUUUUUCGUUGCAUCAUUUUCUAAAACGAAGAUGAACUGCCACUUUUAACAACUCAGCAACGUAUAAAGAUGCACAAUUUCAUUUGUGUGGAUGUUUAUUAUCGGUUUCAAACAGUUUAAUAUUCCAAACAAUAUUGACGCGAACUGCUGUAUUGAAUGUUCCACAAACUGAUGCUAAAAGGCUUUUAUUGUCUACGACCGGAAGCAGUCGUCAUUAGCCUGUUAGCCCGUCAUUUCAACCAAGACAGCCAUGGACGACUACGACACAGAGGAGGAGGAGACCGUUUUCGUCGUUGAGAAGGUCAGCCAAAUUAUUAAAGAGUCAGUGGGAGCAACGAUCGGCGAGAACGUUUAUCAUCACAGCAGAGUCAACCUGUGGAGCACCAGCGUUGUGCAGCAGUGUCUCAGUCAACUCAGCAAACUGGGAAAGCCUUUCAAAUACAUUGUGACAUGUGUGAUCAUGCAGAAGACAGGCGCAGGUCUGCAAACAGCCAGCUCGUGCUUCUGGGACAACACCACAGAUGGAAGCUGUGCUGUCAGAUGGGAGAACAAAUCCAUGUACUGCAUCGUCACUGUAUUUGGGUUGGCAAUUUGAGCCAACAGUCCAGUAAUAAAGCACAUGAUGGUGAC